AGGCGUCCGGCGCCCCCCUGCGCGCCCGGCUCACGUGGGAUGCCGAGAGGAGGAGGCGCUGCCCGGAGGAGGAUGGCCCGCCCGCCCGGGGGGCGGAAGGUCAGCCAGGCCGGCCGGCUGCCUGCGCGGUGGGCAGACCUGGCGACGGCUCCUCCUGCGCGGCUCCAGGAGUCACAUUUAUUCAGCAACAGCAGAACAACUAGCAAGAAGCCGGCUUUGGUGGUCCUGUGUGGCACUUGGGAAUGAGAUUUUGGCCGCAGGGAAACUGAGGCAAGGAAACCCCUCUGCGGAGCUCCUUGAGACAUCUCUGUUUGGUGUGUGGGGCCAGCCUCCUGACAUUUAGACCAGGUGUGACCCUCUCUGCCCCUCGCCACAGCCCUCAUGGCAAAUCUGGAAGACGCGGCCCACGCCAGCCCCAGCGAGUCUGCCGAGAGUCCGAGUGAGGAGCUUUCCCCACAGAACGACUCCUUCCCACUCUCCUCACUGGCCAACCUGUUUGAGAAUGAGGAGGGAGCCCCCUCGGCCGAGGCUGCGCGAAGCCCCCCAGGAGCCGGGGAUGGAAAGCAGAACCUCCGGAUGAAAUUCCAUGGGGCUUUCCGCAAGGGUGUUCCGAACCCCAUGGACCUGCUGGAGUCCACCAUCUAUGAGUCUUCGGUUGUGCCAGGACCCAAGAAAGCCCCCAUGGACUCCCUCUUUGACUACGGCACUUACCGCCAUCACCCGAGUGACAACAAGAGAAGGCGCAAGAAGGCCCUGGAGAAGAAACCCCCCAGCACCAAGGGGCCUGCCCCCCACCCGCCCCCCAUCCUCAAGGUGUUCAACCGGCCCAUCCUCUUCGACAUCGUCUCCCGGGGCUCCACCGCUGACCUGGACGGGCUCCUGCCCUUCCUGCUGACCCACAAGAAGCGCCUGACAGACGAGGAGUUUCGAGAGCCCUCCACUGGCAAGACCUGCCUCCCCAAGGCCCUGCUGAACCUCAACAAUGGCAAGAACGACACCAUCCCAUUCCUGCUGGACAUCGCGGAGAAGACAGGCAGCACGCGGGAGUUCAUCAACUCGCCCUUCCGGGAUGUCUACUAUCGAGGCCAGACUGCACUGCACAUUGCGAUUGAGCGGCGCUGCAAGCACUACGUGGAGCUGCUGGUGGAGAAGGGGGCAGACGUCCACGCACAAGCCCGGGGGCGCUUCUUCCAACCCAAGGAUGAGGGCGGCUACUUCUACUUCGGUGAGCUGCCCCUCUCCUUGGCGGCUUGCACCAACCAGCCGCACAUCGUCCACUACCUGACAGAGAACGCCCACAAGCAGGCCGACCUGCGGCGCCAGGACUCUCGUGGCAACACGGUGCUCCACGCCCUGGUGGCCAUCGCAGACAACACUCGUGAGAACACCAAGUUUGUCACCAAGAUGUAUGACCUGCUCCUCAUCAAAUGUGCCAAGCUCUUCCCAGACACCAACCUGGAGGCUCUGCUGAACAACGACGGUCUGUCGCCGCUGAUGAUGGCUGCCAAGACGGGCAAGAUUGGGACCUUCCAGCACAUCAUCCGGCGGGAGAUCAAGGACGAAGACGCUCGGCACCUCUCCCGCAAGUUCAAGGACUGGGCCUAUGGCCCUGUCUACUCCUCCCUCUACGACCUCUCCUCGCUGGACACGUGUGGGGAGGAGGUCUCCGUGCUGGAGAUCCUGGUGUACAACAGCAAGAUGGAGAACCGCCAUGAGAUGUUGGCCGUGGAGCCCAUCAACGAGCUGCUUCGGGACAAGUGGCGGAAGUUUGGGGCCGUUUCAUUCUACAUCAGCGUGGUCUCCUACCUCUGUGCCAUGAUCAUCUUCACCAUGGUGGCCUACUACCGCCCCCUGGAGGGCACUCCCCCAUACCCCUACACCACCACCACCGACUACCUGCGACUCGCCGGGGAGAUUGUCACACUCUUCACGGGCGUCCUCUUCUUCUUCACCAAUAUAAAAGACCUCUUCAUGAAGAAGUGCCCCGGGGUGAAUUCUUUCUUCAUUGAUGGCUCCUUUCAGUUGCUCUACUUCAUCUACUCGGUCCUGGUGUUAGUGGCAGCUGCCCUGUACCUGGCGGGCAUCGAAGCCUACCUGGCUGUCAUGGUCUUUGCCCUGGUCUUGGGCUGGAUGAAUGCCCUCUACUUCACCCGCGGCCUCAAGCUGACUGGCACAUACAGCAUCAUGAUCCAGAAGAUCCUGUUCAAGGACCUUUUCCGCUUCCUGCUGGUCUAUGUGCUUUUCAUGAUUGGCUACGCGUCUGCGCUGGUCUCCCUGCUGAACCCCUGCCCCAGCAGCGAGGCCUGCAACGAGGAGCGCUCCAACUGCACAGCCCCUGCCUACCCUUCCUGCCGGGACAGCAAGACCUUCAGCAAUUUCCUCCUGGACCUCUUCAAGCUGACCAUCGGAAUGGGGGACCUGGAGAUGAUCGAGAACGCCAAGUACCCUGGGGUCUUUGUCAUCCUCCUUGUCACCUACAUCAUCCUCACCUUCGUCCUUUUGCUGAACAUGCUGAUCGCCCUCAUGGGAGAGACAGUGGGGCAGGUGUCCAAAGAGAGCAAGCAGAUCUGGAAGCUGCAGUGGGCGACCACCAUCCUGGAUAUUGAGAGGUUCUUCCCCGUGUUUGUCAGGAAAGCCUUCCGCUCAGGAGAGAUGGUCACCGUUGGGAAGUCCUUGGAUGGGACGCCGGACCGGAGGUGGUGUUUCAGAGUGGACGAGGUGAACUGGUCUCACUGGAACCAGAACUUGGGCAUCAUCAAUGAGGACCCCGGCAAGAGCGACACCUACCAGUACUAUGGCUUUUCCCACACAGUGGGCCGCCUCCGCAGAGAUCGGUGGUCCACUGUGGUGCCGCGGGUGGUGGAGCUGAACAAGAACUCGCAGCCAGAUGAGGUGGUGGUUCCCCUGGACAGCAUGCGCUCCCCUGCGGCAAAUGAGCACAAGCCCAGCUACCCCCAGAGCUGGAGAAAGGAGGACUCCCACAUCUAAUGGAUGCACAAGGAGCAGGGGCAGAGGGAGCUGGUCUCUGGACUGGGAUCAAGAAGCUGCCCGGCCUCUUUGCCACUGCAAGCGCUUGGCGGGCACAGCACCGCUUGGACCCCGUGUGGAGGGAGUUUCCUCUUGCUCCUGCCCCUUCACGCGAGGGUCCCGCUUGUAGUCUGCAGAAUGUGGCCCACCUGCCUCCUCCAGAGCAGCCUGCAGGGGGAGGAGCCUUCCCCAGGUUAUCAACUUGAGGUGGACAGCAGAGGCACAUCUUUAUGGGUUUGCUUUUGAACACAAAAAACAGAGUUGUCACAAUACCAAAUUAUGCGCCAGUGGGUGGAAGCUGCAGAGGCUGGUGACUGGGAACAUCAUCCUGUGUGGUCAGGCUACGAGCUCCAUGGCGCUGACGUUACAGGAGGCUGGGUGGCGACAGUGACUCUUGCGGGGGCUGUUUGAAGUGGCCAGUGACUCCUGGAGUGGCUCUUUGCGUCCAAGCGGGCUCUAAAUUCAGGGUUAACUUCUGUGAUGCUGAGCCGGGGCAAAUGGCCCAAGGGCUGCUGCAUUUCUUACUCCAAAUAGUUUUAUUUUGCACAAGGUUUUAUCUGAUUAUUUAUUUAGUAAUAAAAGCCAAAGUAUGUCA
Molecule: messenger RNA, 3622 nt
Organism: Podarcis raffonei (Aeolian wall lizard)
Lineage: Eukaryota; Metazoa; Chordata; Lepidosauria; Squamata; Lacertidae
Gene: TRPV4
Product: transient receptor potential cation channel subfamily V member 4
Exons: 17
Coding region: 382-2988 (868 amino acids)
Biological process (GO): osmosensory signaling pathway; actin filament organization; calcium ion import across plasma membrane
Cellular component (GO): membrane; cilium
Molecular function (GO): calcium channel activity; protein binding
Source: RefSeq, a predicted model, not a curated record